Messenger RNA from Striga hermonthica, 1341 nucleotides. The record is from the annotation of a GenBank genome assembly. Lineage: Eukaryota; Viridiplantae; Streptophyta; Magnoliopsida; Lamiales; Orobanchaceae.
AUGAAGAAAACAAUUCCAAUUGCUCAAGUCGAAGAACAAGUUCGGGGCUGGACGGCGUUAGUCCAGGUUCUCCACAGGAGCCACAUGUUAGUCAAUGAGAAAGAUCCCACCAUCUCAUGUCGCCGCUUCGUAUUUGUCGAUUUGGAUGGUACAGAAGUAUCAGCAGUCGCGUACAAUGAAAAUAUACCGCCAUCUUCAAUGCAUUUAAUCCCGUUGAAGAAGUACUAUGUGUCUGGGGCUACACUCAAAAAGGCAGCUGAAAGCGACAAGAUUGGCCCUUAUCAGUUCACAUGGACCAUCAAUAAUAACACUUUGAUAGAGCCAUGUGAGGAUGGAUUGGUGGACCAAAUGUUCUGCCCCAUAGAGUACCAAAGAUUUGGCAAUCUACAACGAUUUAUAGACACUGAAGAUUUACAAAACAUUCAGGGUCUGGUGGCACACACAUUUGAGGUGAAGCAAAUUGGAUUACACACUAUCAAUAGGGACAUUGUGUUCGUCAAUGAUGAGAGGAUUCCAAUGAUACUCACCCUCUGGAAUAGUUAUGCUGCAAAUGAAGGUUACCAGUUGGCUAGCACCAUUACUGCAGGGAAUGUUGUUCUUGCUAUGCGUGUUAAAGUUACGACAUUGCAUGGACUUUCAUUAUCGACUAGAGCUGGAACUUGUAUUCUCAUCAAUCCACCGACACCCGAGGCAGCUGUUCUCAAACAAUGGUACCUGCAGGAGAAGGCUGUUGUUGCAGACCUCGUCACAACUGAAGCUUACAAAAAUACUUCGGUGUUACUGCCGCUGCCACACCCUGAAGACAUCAAGACCGUGACACUCAUCACUCCUAACAAUGAGCAUGGGUCGAAGGUUCACUGGUUGUUGGCUGUGUCCAACAACCACUGUGGUUUGGAGCAUGCAUGCAAUGCUUGCAAAAAAUUGAACUGCCAGUCGCCUCUCAAUUUCAUUGCACCUCUUGCAACAAAGAUAACCAAAUAUUACAGAGGCCUAGGAUUCCAAUUACCAUUCGGGAUGGAACCGGUUCUGUUGACGCAGUCGCCUAUGGGCAAGAUGCUGAGAAACUCAUCAAAAAAACGGGUCUACAGCUGCAGUGUGCAGAUAAAAAGUGCUACAGAGCAAGCAAUUUUACAGCCUGAAGACACAAAAUUCCGAUCUCAUCCCGGCCACAAAUGUCGUGAAACCGAUCGCAUCUACGACGACAGUCUUGGCUGCUCACCAGGACCGCAAGAUCUAUGUCCGGAAGGUGUCUACGCGAGCCAACCCAAGUUCAAAAUUUUUUCUUCCGAUGAUUUUUUAAGGAGUUGCCCAGGAAUUUGCUUCUCCAACGAUGGAGGGUAA